This is a messenger RNA of Pistacia vera, 1091 nucleotides long. Its product is annotated as ER lumen protein-retaining receptor. The transcript has 6 exons. Gene Ontology annotation, cellular component: membrane; endoplasmic reticulum; cis-Golgi network. Bases 184 to 786 code for a protein of 200 amino acids. The record is from RefSeq and is a predicted model, not a curated record. Gene Ontology annotation, molecular function: ER lumen protein retrieval receptor activity. Gene Ontology annotation, biological process: protein retention in ER lumen; endoplasmic reticulum to Golgi vesicle-mediated transport. NCBI's taxonomy places the organism in Eukaryota, Viridiplantae, Streptophyta, Magnoliopsida, Sapindales, Anacardiaceae.
CAAAUCAAAACAAAACAAAUAAAAUAAAAUAAAACAAAAAUUCCGAGAAGUCCCUCUUUGCUUUUGGAUCAACCGGAGAUCUGAGAAAAUUGUGUCUGUACUUUCCCCGCAAAUUACAUUCCGGUGAUCCAAACACUAUAACAUUACAUAUACACAGAAAAGAAAAAGAAAAAGUGUGAAACAAUGAAUAUUUUCAGAUUAGCCGGCGAUAUGACCCACUUGGCCAGUGUCCUUGUUUUGCUCCUCAAGAUCCACACCAUCAAAUCAUGUGCUGGUGUUUCUCUGAAGACUCAAGAGCUGUACGCUCUUGUUUUUGCUGCUCGCUACCUGGAUAUUUUUACUCAUUAUAUUUCAUUUUACAAUACCAUGAUGAAGUUAAUAUUUCUUGGGAGCUCUUUUUCAAUUGUUUGGUACAUAAGGCAUCACAAGAUUGUUCGUAGGUCUUAUGAUAAGGACCAAGACACUUUUCGCCAUUACUUUCUUGUGCUGCCUUGCCUACUUUUGGCCCUACUUAUAAACGAGAAGUUUACCUUUUUAGAGGUAAUGUGGACAUUUUCUCUAUAUCUAGAAGCUGUUGCAAUACUUCCUCAGCUUGUUUUAUUGCAGAGGACAAGAAAUAUUGAUAACUUGACAGGACAAUAUGUUUUUCUCCUAGGUGCAUAUCGAGCGUUGUAUAUAUUAAACUGGAUAUAUCGCUAUUUGACUGAGCCACACUAUGUCCAUUGGAUAACUUGGAUUGCAGGUCUUGUUCAGACAUUGCUCUAUGCUGAUUUCUUCUACUAUUAAUUCCAGAGCUGGAAGAAGAACGAGAAACUUCACUUACCAGCUUGAGACAUUAUUGGCCAAGGUUGCAAGUAGCAUACAUGGAUAUGUAGUUGAUUAAUUACAAGGACUUGGCAUUUUUGUUUUCCUUUACCCAUUUAUUGGGUGCUCCAGCGAAUAUGUUAAGUACUAGAAGUUGUUGUCAUUUAUCUGUCACAUGGGAUUUGAACCCCAAAUACCAUACAUUUGUAGCAAGCAUCAUCGUGCAUAUUGUUUAAUUCAAGUGUUACCAUCAGGUUUUCUUGUGCUGAUUCAUUAUAUAUGGUCCA